Exserohilum turcica Et28A is the source of this 2232-nucleotide messenger RNA. RefSeq lists its product as uncharacterized. Lineage: Eukaryota; Fungi; Ascomycota; Dothideomycetes; Pleosporales; Pleosporaceae. The record is from RefSeq and is a predicted model, not a curated record. The transcript has a single exon. Gene Ontology annotation, biological process: DNA replication initiation. The coding region runs from base 29 to 2080 and encodes 683 amino acids. Gene Ontology annotation, cellular component: nucleolus. Gene Ontology annotation, molecular function: chromatin binding.
CUCUCUCUGAUUUUGCAUACCCCGCACCAUGUCUCGUGUUCCGGCUGCCAAGCGAAGAAGACUCUCGCCGCCAGAAGAUGGAGAGCCCGCGAACGGAACGACGGUCGAUCACAAAGCAUCGUUUAUGAAGAAUGCCGCGAAAUGGGAUCUUGAGCAGGACUACGAAACGCGGCCGCGCAAACUGAAGAAACAGAAGGAGAACAAGAAAUUGCCCGUCAGGACAACCGAAGGCUGGGUCGCGCCGGAGCCUACUGCGCAGGACGUUAAAGAGGAAGACGACUCGGACAGUUUUCUGGGCACCGGAAGCGAGAAUGAAGGGGACGAUGCCGCUGAGGAUGACGAGGAUGAGGAGGUCGAGGAGCAGAAGCCAAAGAUACCUGCGCGACAACAGAUACUAGAGGCCAAGGAAGAGCUUGCUCGGAUAGCAAGUCUAAUCAACGAGGAUCCAGAGGAACACAUUUCAGCGCUGAAGACAUUGCAAGCGCUUGCAGACUCGGAAAACUUCACGGUCAAAAAAUUGGCAUUGGCGACGCAGGUCUCGAUAUUCAAGGACAUCAUCCCCGGCUACAGAAUACGGCCGCUAUCGGAAGAAAAGAUGCAGGAGAAGAUCUCAAAGGAAGUCAAGAAGCUACGCCAAUUCGAGCAGAAGCUCGUGUCGGGAUAUGAGACGUAUGUCAAGCAUCUGGCGAAACUGGCAAAGUCGAGCGGGUCGGACAAGGAGCAGGUUGCGAGCCUGGCAUCGGUGGCCGUGAGCUGCGCAUGCAACCUGCUCAAUUCGGUGCCACACUUCAACUUUCGCAGUGAGCUUCUCAAGAUCAUGGUCGGCAAGCUGAGUACAAGGAAAGUCGAUGGCGAUUUUGUGCGGUGUAGAGAGGCCCUGGAGACGCUGUUUGAGAAUGACGAGGAUGGCAAUGCUUCAUUAGAGGGUGUUACCAUGUUGACCAAGAUGAUGAAGAGCCGGAAUUACCACUUUGACGAGAGUGUUCUCAACACGUUUUUGCAUCUUCGUUUGCUGUCCGAGUUUGCGCAAAAGGCUUCAUACCAUUCUGUUGAUAAGGCCGAAGAGCCUACCGUCAACGGCAAAAGGCUGAAGCAGAAGCGCGAAUUCAGGACCAAGAGACUGCGGAAAGAGUUGAAGGAGAAAAAGGCAAUCGAAAAGGAGUUCAAGGAGGCCGAUGCUGCUGUUAGUCACGAGGAGCGCGACCGGAUGCAGGCCGAGACACUCAAGAUGGUCUUUGUGGCAUACUUCAGGAUUCUCAAGGCGCGCUCAGCGAAGCUCAUGGGUGCCGUACUGGAAGGACUGGCACGAUACGCACAUCUGAUCAACCAGGACUUCUUUGGUGAUAUCCUGGAGGCCCUACGAGACAUCAUCGCGACAGCUGAACUUACAGCAGCCGCCGCGGCUGAAGACGACGACGCUUCUGAUGAAGAGGACGACAACGAGAUGCCAGAGCGCAAUCUUACGCGCGAAUCCCUCCUUUGCGUCAUCACAGCUUUCGCCCUUCUUGAAGGCCAAGAAGGUGCGAAAACAGCAUCAGCUCUCAAACUUGACCUCAGCUAUUUCAUCACCCAUCUCUACCGUACACUACACCCUGUUGCGCUGAAUCCGGACAUUGAACUCAGCUCGAAAUCACUGCACCUGGCUGACCCCAACGUCGGAACAUCACAUGCCGACACGGUCAAAAUCAAUGUCCAAACCACCAUUGUCCUGUUGAUCCGCUCGCUUUCUUCGGUCCUCCUACCCGUCACUUCGAUCCGCGCCGUCCCCCCUCUUCGCGUCGCGGCCUUUGCAAAGCAACUCAUGACCAUCUCCAUGCACCUACCCGAGAAAUCCUGCACCGCCAUGCUCGGCCUCCUGAACCGCGUCACAAAGACGCACGGAAAGAAAGUAGCUCCGCUGUGGAACACCGAAGAAAGGCGCGGCGACGGCGUGUUUGAUCCGCUCAAACCGGAAAUCGAGGGCAGCAACCCGUUCGCCGGCACCGUCUGGGAAGGCGAGAUUCUCAGAAAACACUUUGCGCCCAACGUGCGCGAGGCGCUGGGUGGCGUGGAGCGCAAUGUGCUGGAGGCGAGUAAGUAAGGGCUGUUAACGGUUUUUUUUAAAGCGGAAUAUCAAAUGUGCAAGAUGGUGGAGGGCGUGAAGCAGUGAAAAGAAAACCCCCCACCUUAGUAGAAAAGGAAAUGGGUGGAAUGUUGGAUUGAGUAGAACGUGUGUGAAUAUGAGCAAUGUCG